Molecule: messenger RNA, 3654 nt
Organism: Lichtheimia ornata
Lineage: Eukaryota; Fungi; Mucoromycota; Mucoromycetes; Mucorales; Lichtheimiaceae
Exons: 17
Coding region: 1-3654 (1217 amino acids)
Biological process (GO): intracellular calcium ion homeostasis
Cellular component (GO): endoplasmic reticulum membrane
Molecular function (GO): ATP hydrolysis activity; P-type ion transporter activity; ATP binding
Source: RefSeq, a predicted model, not a curated record
AUGCAACUGUGUCACAAUUGCAUCAUUGUUGAUCUUUCUUGCAGAUCGCCUGCUGCAUUUGUAGUCAUCCAAUGCUGUGGUUGUAGGCUUGUGCUUUUCGGCUGGGCGCAGACACUUGUUCAAUCCAAAUCGAUCGCGGCGGCAUCGCUGCACCGACCUUUGCCACGGCAUUGGCAUCUGUACAUUUGGCCAUUUGCCAGCGUUCUUUAUCCAGUGUGGACCUAUGUCUACUUGUUCCAAUACGACGUCUAUAUCGGAUCCCAAGAAUGGACUUUUGUUAGUCUUGGCAGCAUUUUGACCCUACACGCCUUGACCUUCUUGGUUUGCCAGUGGAGUGUCUCUAUCAAGGCACUAUUUACUUGCGUCAAGGAGAAAGAUAUCAACAAGGCUACGAUUAUCAAGAUUGUCCCGUUUCGACAUCAAGGAAUUGGUACUUUAUGUGAGAUCAAGCAUACAGAGGCCGAUAUUUGCUUUUACUUUCAACAAAACAAGUACAUCUGGAAUCCAGACAAGAAGCACUUUCAAAAGCUGGUGUAUCCAUCCGAUCUCAAUCCACCUGUUUCGACAUAUCAAUCUCCCAAGGGUUUGACAACCAAAGCUGAAGUCGACAAUGUACGACAAGUAUAUGGCCCCAAUCGAUUCGAGAUUCCUAUGCCUACCUUCGUCGACCUCUUCAAAGAGCAUGCAGUUGCCCCAUUCUUUGUGUUCCAAAUCUUUUGUGUCGGCUUGUGGUGUUUGGAUGAGUACUGGUACUAUUCGCUUUUCACUCUGGUCAUGCUGGUGGUCUUUGAAGCAACAGUGGUCUUCCAACGACUCAAGACGAUUGGUGAAUUCCGUGCCAUGAACCAAAAGCCUUUUACGGUUUACGUGAAGCGUGAAAAGAAGUGGAUCCAGAUUGAGAGCGACGAGCUUCUUCCUGGUGACUUGGUGUCUAUCACACGUACAAAGGAAGAUUUCGCUGUUCCAUGUGAUCUCGUUAUUGCUGAAGGUUCAUGCAUUGUCAACGAAGCUAUGCUUUCCGGUGAAUCAACACCUCUGUUGAAGGAAUCGAUUGCUUUGAGAAAUCCCAAUGACAGCUUCGAUCUCGUCAAUGUCGACAAGUUGAAUGUGCUUUAUGGCGGUACCAAGGUGCUUCAAGUCACUCCCCCUGAGAAUGGAUCUGCUCCUGAUGGUGGUUGUUUGUGUGUUGUUGCUCGUACUGGUUUUGGUACAUCUCAAGGCAACCUUGUUCGCACAAUGAUCUUCUCUACUGAACGCGUCACUGCCAACAACGUCGAAGCUUUGCUUUUCAUCUUGUUCUUGUGUGUAUUCGCCAUUGCCGCUUCUUACUAUGUUUGGACAAAGGGCGUUGAGAAUGGACGAAAGCGAUCGAAGCUGCUUCUGGAUUGUAUUCUUAUUAUCACGUCCGUUGUUCCCCCUGAAUUGCCAAUGGAACUCAGCAUGGCUGUCAAUAGUAGCUUGGUGGCUCUAUCAAAGUUUGCUAUCUUUUGUACCGAGCCUUUCCGCAUCCCAUUUGCAGGAAGAGUGGAUGUCUGCUGCUUCGACAAGACUGGCACAUUGACAGGUGAAGAUCUCGUGUUUGAAGGUGUUGCAAUGGCAGAUGCCAAGAUGCCUAGCAAUCAAUUGGAGCCUGCUACUGUUGUGCCCAAGGAAACCAAGUGGGUACUCGCAUCAGCCCAUGCACUCGUUCAACUAGAGGAUGGCAUUGUUGGUGAUCCCAUGGAAAAGGAAACACUCAAAGCCUUGCAAUGGGAGCUUGGAUCACAUGAAAUUGUUGCACCCAGAGAAGAGAAGAAGAGAGAAAACCUUCAAAUUCGUCGUCGUUUCCAAUUUUCUUCGGCUCUCAAGCGUCAAUCAUCUGUUUCAAUCCUCGUUCAUCCCGAAUUUGGUCGCCAUAAGACUUUUGUUGCUACUAAGGGUGCACCAGAGACACUCCGUGAGAUGUACAGCAACGUUCCUGAAGGCUAUGAUGAUACGUAUCAAUACUUUACCCGCAAAGGAAGCCGUGUCCUUGCCCUUGGUUACAAAUUCUUGGAAGAUGGAUUGUCCACAGAUCAGAUCAACAACCUAUCACGUGAAUCGGUGGAAUCCAACUUGAUCUUUGCUGGUUUCAUUGUCUUCUCAUGCCCUCUCAAGGAGGAUGCUAUUGAAGCUCUCAAGGAAUUGAACGCCUCUUCGCAUCGCUGUAUCAUGAUCACUGGUGACAACCCUCUCACUGCUUGUGCAGUUGCACGUGAAGUUGCCAUUGUGGAACGUGAUGUGCUCAUUGUGGACAAGUUGGACAACAAGGUUAUUUUCCAUUCGGUGGAUGAAUCGAUUCGUUUCGAAGUGAACCCCGAUACGCCCUUGGAUCAAAAGUUGUUGGAUCAAUACGACAUUUGCUUGACUGGUUCGGCUAUGAGUGACUUUAUGGAUAAGCCAAAUAUGAAGUUGCUUCUUGAGCACACAUGGGUUUACGCACGCGUAUCACCAUCUCAAAAGGAAUAUUUAUUGACAGGAUUGAAGGAUCUCGGAUACACUACAUUGAUGGCUGGUGAUGGUACCAAUGAUGUCGGUGCCUUGAAGCAAGCUCACAUUGGUGUUGCCCUGCUUGAUGGUACUCCCGAGGAUCUCAAGAAAAUUGCUGAACGUCAACGCAUCGACCGCUUGAAGGAUAUGUAUGAGCAACAAAAGAGAAUGGCAGCUCGCUUCAAUGCCCCUGUUCCACCACCUCCUCCUGCUAUUGCACACUUGUAUCCCGACUUUGCUCAACGUGAACAACAGCGUCAUGCCAACAUGACAGUAGCCCAACGUCGUCAAGAAGAGCAAAAGCGAAAGCUCGAGUCGAUGACUAGCAAGUUUAUGGAAGAUAUGGAUAUGGAAGAGCCCCCAACUAUCAAAUUUGGUGAUGCAUCGGUCGCUGCUCCAUUCACCUCCAAGUUGCGUAAUGUUAUGGCUGUCAACAACAUCAUUCGUCAAGGACGCUGCACACUUGUUGCCACCAUUCAAAUGUACAAGAUCCUUGCCUUGAAUUGCUUGAUUUCCGCUUAUAGUUUGUCCGUAUUGUAUCUUGAUGGUAUCAAAUUCGGUGAUUUGCAAGUGACCAUUUCGGGAAUGCUCAUGGCUGUGUGCUUCUUGUGUAUCUCUCGUGGCAAGCCCCUUCAAAAGUUAUCCAAGGAACGCCCUCAACCCAACAUUUUCAACCCAUACAUCAUCCUCUCAGUCCUCGGUCAAUUUGCUGUUCACAUUGCUGCUUUGAUCUACGUCAACUCGCUAGCUAACUACCAUGAGCCACCAAAGGAGGUGGAUCUCGAAGGAGAAUUUGAGCCAAGCUUGUUGAAUAGCGGUGUCUACCUUAUCCAACUUUCCAUGCAAGUAUCAACCUUUGCAAUCAAUUAUCAGGGCUAUCCUUUCCGUGAACGCAUUCAAGACAACAAGACUUUGUAUUAUGGAUUGAUGUCUGUGGGUGGUAUUGCUUUGGCUGGUGCUACCGAGAUGUUCCCAGAGGUGAAUGAACAACUCAAGUUGGUCAAAUUCCCUGGUGCCUUCCGUGAUAAAUUGACGCUCGUCAUGAUCCUUGAUUUUGGCAUUUCUUAUCUCAUUGAGGUGACAACAAAGAUGUUAUUUGCUGACAACCGAGCGAAGGCCAUUGCCCGUCGAGGAAGGAAGGAUUAG